Molecule: messenger RNA, 888 nt
Organism: Eufriesea mexicana
Lineage: Eukaryota; Metazoa; Arthropoda; Insecta; Hymenoptera; Apidae
Product: tubulin polyglutamylase complex subunit 2
Exons: 2
Coding region: 40-888 (282 amino acids)
Biological process (GO): protein polyglutamylation
Source: RefSeq, a predicted model, not a curated record
UUUUUAUUGAACACUGAAUAUUGAAAAAUAAAUAACUCCAUGUCGUUUUUUGUCGAUAUCGUAACCGAGGAUUCUUUUUACGAUAAUCUCACGCUGGGGGUAGUGAAGAUUCUCGAAAGUUUUCCAUAUGUGAAAAAUGUCCGAGUCGAGCGUAGAAACGGAUGUGAAGCUACGGCCAUUACCAGCUGGGAGCAACGCCAUUGUUGUAUGCUCCCAGAGGACAUUAGAAACUUCUACGCCUCGAUCGACGGCUUCCUGCUUCAGUGGGAUCUCGAGAUAGCAGGUGAAGAAUUUCCUGUUGGACGUAUGGAAAUUGCCAGCCUUUCUUCUUUAAAACGCUAUUCGAAUAAUCAUAAAGAUUAUCAAGCAGAUUCCGCGAAGCCAGAAUCCUGUAGUGAUCCUCAUAAAUUGGACAAUGAAGUCACUUCCAGUAGCUCGAUUGAUCUCGAGAACACAAUUCCGAUGCAUAUGCGAGGGAAUGACCAUGAUUGCAAGAUGUUUGAAAUCGCAAGAUGCUUUCCAGAGAGUGGAAUGGCUAAGGUUUACUUGGUAUACCGCAUGAAACCGGAAGCAGAGUUGCCAACAAUAUGGUUACAUUCUGAAGAUACUAAUCAAUGGUGUCACUUGGCAGAUAAUUUUACUGUGUACUUUCGUAUGAUGCUGGUUCAUCUAGGUUUGCCAUUAUGGCAGUGUUGCCUGUCUGGCUUGUCUCUGCCUCCGUGGAUCGAACAGGUUUAUUUUCUCGUUGGUCCUCAUCUCCUUCCUUCCGCUGUCGAGCCCACAGAGACUAUUUCUACUUCCAUGUGGAACAACGGACCCACAAAUGUCAUUGACCCGGCUAUUUUUAAGGGAAGAGAAGGAAAGCAAAAAAGCUCCAAGAAAAAAUGA